GAUUUGUUUCAUACUUAUUGCAAGUAUCACUUAGAACAGAAAUGAUUUGUUUCGUACCUUAUUGCCAUUCCUACACGUGUAGAUUUGAGUAUUAUUUAUGUUUGUAUUUUAUGUUUCGAUAGCAGCUACAUUUUAUAUUUUACUGAAUAUUUAUAAUUAUGACUUUUUCUAUGAUUCGCUUAGAACGGGUUGAAGGAACACCUUGAUUUAUAGUUGGCAGCACAUGUUUGUAACUUGGUGUGAAAGUGGAAUGAUGCGAAUGAGUGUUGAAUGAGUGUUGAAUGAGUGUUGAAUAAAUAAAAAGGAAGCCAGGAGAGGAAGUAUUACGCGGAUGUCUGGUAUUUAUUGUAAAAAUUGAGAUAUUCGGAAAUAAGAGUAAUAUUUCCUGCGCCCUCCUGUCGAAGUUACCAGGAGCUCAUGGAAAUCUUUCGAAAUUGCAAAAUAUACGAAAAAGUGCUUAAAAUAUUCGGAAAUUGUAAUUGUGUAAUCUGGUGAAAGAAGCUUCUCGCGCCUCAAACUAAAGAAGAGUUACCUGAGGUCAACAAUUCUCAAAGAUAGAUUGAAACAUUUUGGCAAUUCUUGCUAUUGAGGAAACAGAAUUAUUAUGAUAUACUGAAUGACUUCGCUACACGCAAGGCUAGUAAAUAAGUAAAGGUAAACAUAGUAAUCUGAAUACAAUAAACAACGUACAUUGGUGGCAGAGAGGUUAAGCACUUGGGUUCGAAUCUCGCUGGGAUUUUUCAUCACCUGCCCAAAGAUCGCGAGGUCUGAAAGCUUGAACAAAAAUUGGGAAGAUUUUGACAGAAAAUAAAAACAACAACUGCAGAACUAGUUAGGUCAUGAACAUAUUCUGAAACAUGCGUUCAUAUUUUCUGGCAUUUCCUGGGCGGCAAAUAUCUCGCUGCAUUCGUCAAUGGAUCCAGUGGGCCACGAUUCUGGCAGUUCUUCUGACCAUCGUUGCUCUUGUGAGGCCAUUGAGGAACGGCCUUGGCUUUUACUUCCUGCCAGGAGCAUGGAGACCACUCAGCACCCUACAGAUACUGAGAAUGUACGUGAUAGAUCCUAGUUACCCAGUUGAGGAGACUCCCGUUCAAUGCCACUCUGUGGAGAGAAUUAUCAAUGGCCUUAAUCUUGACCAGCUGACCACUGAAAGUUUCCAGACGAAGGUCUAUGACGAUACCUACUUCCAGACUUUGAAGUCCCACAUGGACUUGUACGGGACAUCUUUACAAGAUCUGUCCAACCUAGACUCCAGUCUUUCUAGGUUUAGAAAUUCCAUGACGGGCUUCUGGCAGCACCAGAUGCUACUAACUUUCAAAGUGUUUCACACGGCCAUGUCUGCGUUCAAUCUGUCUUACUUCCUGGUGGAAGGAAGUAUGCUGGGAGCUUACCGCCAUCAUGGUUUUAUUCCAUGGGAUGAUGAUAUGGAUGUAUGUAUGAAUGCUUCUGAUUGGCUCAAAGUAAAACAGAUCCUUCACUGUAUCCCAGGCUUUGAUGUGCAUGCAUCCAACAAUAUGAUCUUCAAGUUUUUCUGGCAGCAAUCGUCGCUUUGGAAGAACGAGCCCUUUAUUCGCUUUCCAUUCAUCGACAUUUUCUUCUUCCACGAAGACGCUGAUUUCCUAUGGGCCAUGACCUCGUUCAAGAAGAAUAGAAUCGUCCUGAAGAAAUCUGACGUCUUCCCGCUCGAACACCGGCCCUUCGAGCACGUUCUGGCGCCAGUGCCGAGACGUCUGGAAGAGAUCUGCAGAACUGUGUACUCUCCAGAAGUCUGCGUGAGCCGAGACUUUGACCACGCAUCAAGACAUUUUAUUCCAUUCUAUCGCGUGGAUCACGUGGAUUGUCGUCGGCUGCAUAGGAUUUAUCCUUUUGUCUUUAGACAUAGUGCAUUCAUUCAGAACAGACAGGCUCAAGUUGAAUACAGGAAGAUAGGCCGAGUAGUUAUAAGUAAUUUUUCCAUCUACCAUUAAUGAACCAUAUUUUUUUUUAUUUCAUUGACAUGACAGUUCUUCCUAAUUAUUGAAUGACUUUCUGGUCGUUUGGUAUGCGCUCUGGACUGUUGUCUCAAAUGUGACUGAAUGACUAUGUCCAAUCGUCAAAGUUUAACCUGACGUGUCCCAGAAUCAUUCGUCACUGGCCGUUUUCAAUAUACAACUGUUCACUUGCAUUAUCUUCUGAUUUCCAAUAUGGUUGAAUCGAACUAUUGACCUAGAUGCCCCGGUUUCCAAAAAAGAAACCUAGAAUACCCAAGGCCGAUCAUUCCUUGCGCCCUCAAAAUUCUGUAAUAUUCCCAACAUUGUGAGAGGAAUAACCAGAAUAACCAUUUUGGAGCCUCCGUAUACUGUGCUGCCAGUCUCUGCUCCCUGGAACAUGCAGACGUUAGUUUCCCAGGUUGUCAUUCUGCCCUUUUUGCGUCAACGACCCCAAAACACUAUGGUACAACUGCCAGGUUCCUUUUGUCCAAGUAUUUCGCCAUCUUGAGUUUUCUUUGACUCGACUCUGUCUUUCGACCCAAGGCCGACUGCGUGCGAAAGUUUAAAAUGCCGACCUUCCCCCCCCCCCCUUUUUUUUUUAUUCUAGAAGAAGCUAAACACUAAACAAAGAUGUGCCCUUAGAUUCCAAUACAUUCUUGAAGACCAUUUUUUCCCUUUCCUAUUCGCAGCGCUGGUAUAUCCCACAACUAUGAAUCAUGCACUAGGAACUAUUUCUUAGUUACGUGCCUUCAGACAUCUGACAUCUUGGUUCCUUGUGAUCAACAUUUAAAACUGAUCUAGUUCUGGCUACUCGCCUAUGCUCUUGUAUUUGUGACGAUUUAUAAUUUAUAUUUUAUAUUAUAAUAUGUUUAUAUAUUAUAAUUCAUAACGGAUGAGCUGAGACGGGUAUAUUGCAAUAAACUGUGUAUAAUCUAUAUACAAUUCAUCAAUAAACUUGACUCCUCUACAGUGUU
This is a messenger RNA of Biomphalaria glabrata, 2944 nucleotides long. RefSeq lists its product as uncharacterized. The transcript has 7 exons. Bases 858 to 1967 code for a protein of 369 amino acids. NCBI's taxonomy places the organism in Eukaryota, Metazoa, Mollusca, Gastropoda, Planorbidae. The record is from RefSeq and is a predicted model, not a curated record.